Molecule: messenger RNA, 2019 nt
Organism: Geodia barretti
Lineage: Eukaryota; Metazoa; Porifera; Demospongiae; Tetractinellida; Geodiidae
Source: the annotation of a GenBank genome assembly
ACACCACUUACUUCCGGGAGGAGCGCGCGAGGGAGACAGCCGGUGUUCGCGUUCGAGAGGGGAGAGGAUAGCCACGUUCUGUGUUAAACCGGAUAGGUUGGGAGAUCUAAGACGGAAAGGUGAAAAUGGCCACUGCAUUGAAGCUCCUAUUGGUUGUGGUGGCAUACACUGGACUCUGCUGGGCCCAGGCUCCAGGAGAUGAGGAUGCACGAUGUACAACUGAUCACUCAAACCCCCCACAAUACCCUGAGAAUGUGAGGAAUCUGAUGGACAGUUACAGUUAUGAGAACCUCUUACCUGGAAAUGGAACUGGGAACUCUCCCAUAGCUACUGCAGUCUGGAACGACUUCAGUUUUGAUGGAAAUGAUGUCACUCCUGAAACACUGAACCCAUUUUAUUGGCAGCAAGGAGCUGGAGGAAUAUGUCGAUUUCAGACACGAGUUUGUGGAUGGAGAAGAGAAGGAGCCACUCAGAAUAACUGGCUCUUUACUCAACACAUCAGUUCAGAUUUUGACUCAAACAUUUACAACUAUGAUGUGACCAUACAUGUGGAGGCAACAUAUGCAGUACAGAGCUGUAGAGAAAGGCAAGGUUGUAUACCAAGAUUCAAUCUUCUCCACUACAUGACCAACUCACAACAGCUCCCCAGUACCAGUGGAAAUGGAUAUAUGAAUACUCAAAAUUAUGAAAAUUUUGCAGUACCAGAAGGACCAACUUCCUUACUGACUUACACCAAUACUUACAAUUUCACUCUGCCACCAUCUUCCACUGGUUUCUACAUAGCUGUCCAGGACAUUGGGUCAUGUAUAGCUCUAUCAAGACUGAGAAUCUAUCGUGAAAAUUGCAAGUCAUUUCAGACUGGACUGGUCCUCUAUCCUGAUGCUCCUGCUCUGGUGUCUGGUGAGGCUUCAGUAAGUUUCUCAUGUGUGCCAAAUGGAGGAGUCAUGGGUGAUGAAGACACAGUGAACUGCCGUAGUGACGGGACAUGGGUUCCAGGAUCACCAAUGUGUGGGUGCAGACCUGGGUACGAGAUCAACCAGGCUAAGGAUGGAUGUCAAAUUUGCCCGGAAAGGCAAUACCAGCCAUUCCUCAGUGACACUAACGAAUGCAAGCCAUGUCCUCCUCAGAGCUCCACACGUGACGAGGGAACUGCAGUGUGUCCGUGUGAUGCCAACUUCAUCCGUCAUCCUGACAGACCUGAUGACCCAUGUGUCCGCUCUCCCACUGCCCCACUACUGGACCUGACGAAGCCACCACAGCUGGAGGGAAACAAGAUCACGGCCAUCUGGACACCUCCCACUGACUCAGGAGGAGAUCCUGAUAACCUCUACUUUGACGUGUACGCUGCCCAACUGAAAGAGGGACAGAACCCAACUUUUUGUCGACAGAACGAGGAACAGAUUGAUAAAAGUUGCAAUGCAGAGAGUUCAGAGUGCAGGUAUGAAAUCACCAGCCUCAAACCGAAUAGUCCGUACGCCAUUUUGGUCGUGUCAGGAAACUCGGCUACCAAUGAUCCAGAAUGUGUCUCCAAUAUCACGGUGCUGGGCUCUCGCUACCUGGUGAUGGUGGUAGGGACUGAAGAUGCCAUUGAUGAGUCAGGUCUAUCAGCCGGAGAAGCAGCUGGGUUAACCUUCAUAGUGACUCUCGUUGUCACGGCUGCCGCCACGGCAACAAUCGUCAUUCUCAUCGUCGUCUUCUGCUUCAGACGACGUGGUUCUUACUCCAGCACUGCCACACACAGCAGGAACACUAACACACCCACCACUACCAAGACCACAGUCGACAUGUAUAGUCUGGACCAAAAGCCACCACAACUCGGAAACUCUUCGAUGGAUUCGAAACCGUCGCCAGCCAAGAAGCCCGGGCGUCCGCUGGCUCCUCCUCCCAAGCCACCUGUCCCGACACGCCCGACCCCGCCCACUUACAAUGGAUACUGAUCAACGCACACUCACUCAUGACUAUAAUGUAUAAUUGUGAAUACUGUAUGCUACUGAUCUCUUACUAUUUUUCAAAUUCUUU